Penicillium riverlandense is the source of this 1287-nucleotide messenger RNA. Its product is annotated as 3-keto-steroid reductase. Gene Ontology annotation, biological process: ergosterol biosynthetic process. Gene Ontology annotation, cellular component: mitochondrial outer membrane; lipid droplet; endoplasmic reticulum membrane. Gene Ontology annotation, molecular function: 3-beta-hydroxysteroid 3-dehydrogenase (NADP+) activity. The coding region runs from base 1 to 1287 and encodes 428 amino acids. Lineage: Eukaryota; Fungi; Ascomycota; Eurotiomycetes; Eurotiales; Aspergillaceae. The record is from RefSeq and is a predicted model, not a curated record. The transcript has 2 exons.
AUGAGUCGCGACGGACAGGAGGACACCUGCAUCCUCGUCACCGGUGCGAAUAGCGGCCUCGGGUUCUCAAUAUGCUGCCGACUCGCCGAUGAAUUCGUCUCCUCCCACCCGGACCCUUUGCACACCCUCACUGUAGUUUUCACUACGCGGAGCGCGCGCAAAGCCCAAGAUACCCAAAAACGGCUAGAAGCGCACCUCCGCGCAUCAGCACUGUCCCCCUCUGCCGCUGCGCGAGUGCAAUUCGUCCCCGAGAAUGUCGACCUGGGCGACCUGGUCUCCGUGCGGGAACUUUCCCGGCGACUGGUGCGAACUCUGCCCAAGCUCGACGCCAUUGUCCUAAAUGCCGGCAUAGGCGGCUGGUCCGGGAUUAACUGGCCACGUGCCAUAUGGGGCGUGUGCACCAAUCUCCUUCAGGAGGUUACCUGGCCUACGUUCAAGGUUGCUCCCACCGGCGUGGUGACAGACAAGCAAACAGAGAAGGAGGACGAGCCGCCGCUCGGCGCGGUCUUUUGCGCUAAUGUGUUCGGACACUACAUGCUCGCGCACAAUGUCGCGUCGCUGCUGAAACGAGGAUCCAAUGGGCCCGGCCGAGUUGUGUGGGUGUCUAGCAUUGAGGCAACCACCAAAGCCUUCGACGCCGAGGAUAUCCAGGGUCUGCGGUCUGCGAAGCCAUAUGAGUCCUCCAAGGCUCUCACGGAUAUCCUGGCCCUGACCUCAGAUCUACCCAGCACGGCACCCUGGGCCGUGAACAGCUUUCUCCAGUCGGAUUCUUCCGACCCCGACGUCACCCCGAACAUGUAUCUCUCCCACCCGGGGAUCUGCGCAACCGCAAUUAUCCCCCUCGCGCUACCCCUGGUGUAUGCCAUGGUAGCCGCCUUCUGGAUCGCACGCAUGCUAGGCUCCCCCUGGCACCCGAUGGCCUCCUACAGCGGCGCCUCCUCGCCGGUCUUCCUGGCGCUGUCGCCGCAGGAUGCUAUCGAUGCUGCCGAGGCGCCCUAUCGCCAAGCUGGCGGCGGGAGACCCAAAUGGGGUUCCUCUGCUUCGCGACUUGGGCGUGACAGCGUCGCUUGCACCGAAAUUGAUGGUUGGGGUUAUGGCGGUGUUGUGGGCAGACCUGUUGUCGAGGCUGAUCGGCUGCGGAGGAGGAAGCGAGGUGCCGUGGACCUUACUCGCGAAGAGCGGGAGAAGUUUGAGGAGCUUGGCCGUCAGUGUUGGAAGCAGAUGGAGGAGUUGAGGGUGAAGUGGGAGGCCAUCCUGGAUCGCGCCGAGGAGCGGCGUCAAGCUUGA